Molecule: messenger RNA, 894 nt
Organism: Orbilia oligospora ATCC 24927
Lineage: Eukaryota; Fungi; Ascomycota; Orbiliomycetes; Orbiliales; Orbiliaceae
Exons: 2
Coding region: 1-894 (297 amino acids)
Biological process (GO): regulation of transcription by RNA polymerase II
Cellular component (GO): mediator complex; core mediator complex
Molecular function (GO): transcription coregulator activity
Source: RefSeq, a predicted model, not a curated record
AUGGAUGCUGUUCUCAAGAAGUCACUCGAAGCAAUCGAGUCCUCUCUCGCAUCACUUCUCGAAUCCGUCACUGUUGAUGACCCAUCCAGUGAUGCCGCACUCGCCCUCGUCGCCGCCGAUGACGACCUCUCCUCCAGUCUAGAGCAACUGGUAGUACACCAAACGAAUCACCAAAAACUCCUGCAUCUACGCGCCCUCUCCUCCGCUCUGGACUCUGAACUUUCAACCCUCCUAACCACCCUUUCCCAAGCACGUAUAGAGCUACAAUCGACCACCACAACCGUAUUCCCUGCUCACGCUCGACAAGUAGAGUACGAUGCUCUCCUCUCAUAUGCUACCAAAAUUUCCAAAUUCACGCGACCGCCAACACAUCUCAAAUCACAACCACAGCCGGCCGAUCCUACUGCUUCCACAGAAGCAUCUUCUUCAACGGCUUUGGUAUUAAAAUCUGCGGAUGUGAAUGGGAACAAUGCAACCAAAGAUGGUGGUGUAGACGGUUCAAGUGCGAAUAAUGCAGCCGGUGCCGGUGCUGGUGAAACCACCGGGAAUGCUGCGACACGACCAACAGCAGAAGACAUCGCCAUGCUAGACCCGACGGCAGGAAUGCCCUUCGUACCAUGGCCGACCGAGGAGAUCAUGAGAAGAGGUAUUCUAGCCAACAUGGGUUCUAUGGAAACUAUGCCUGACGCUGCAGCUGGACAAGAGGCGGAACCAGGGGCAGCCGAACCAGACACGACAGGAGAAGUUGCACCCCCUACUGGUGGGAGCAGGCAAAUGUCUGAUGCAGACAGGGAAAGAGCAAGAGAAGAAGCUGCGAGAAGGGAAGCCGAGAGAAAACAGAAGGAACAGGAGGUAUUUCAGGGAUUGGACCUCUACGACCCCGACUCUGAUUAG